Molecule: messenger RNA, 2988 nt
Organism: Closterium sp. Naga37s-1
Lineage: Eukaryota; Viridiplantae; Streptophyta; Zygnematophyceae; Desmidiales; Closteriaceae
Source: the annotation of a GenBank genome assembly
AUGAGUCCCAGACCUAGUCCUGACGGAGACCCGCCGCAACCGCGAACGGGCCAGACGUCUCCAAUCACUCCCGCGCUCGCCGGCGGAUUGAACGCGAGUUCCGAUGCAUUUUACAAUGUCAUUUCUUCUAAUAGUGGUGCUGCUGCCGGUCCGUCUUGGAGCGCUCCGAGGCGCGCCGACAGGGUGGGGAAAGGCGCCAAAGGCGGGCCGGAGAACGCGCUGCACGGCUUUCGCGGAGUGCGGCAGCGCAGUUGGGGGAAGUGGGUGGCGGAGAUCCGCGCGCCGCGCAGCAAGAAGCGCAUCUGGCUGGGGUCGUUCGCAGACGCGCGGACUGCUGCGCUGACGUACGACCGCGCAGCGCGGAAAUUGUACGGGCCGCGCGCGCAGCUCAACUUCUUCGACGAGGCAGCAGUUUCUGCGCCCAUCAGCAGCCACCCUCACGGCGCAAGCUUGCGCGCCGCCGACGCCCGCAGCGGCUUGAUCAGCAGCGGAAGCGGCAGCGGCGGGAGUGCUGCGAGCGACAGCGAAGGUGGCGCUUUUGCAGGCGUGAUCAGCGGCAGCGUCGGAGGCGGAGAGAGAACGAGCCGCUCCGUCGAAACGCCUGCGCAUGUACCGCGCUGCGCGUCGAGCGACGACGCGACGCCUCCGUCACUGGCGAGGUUCGCGUUCACCGGCGGCACGCCGUUUCUAACGCGCGACUCCAACCCAGCGGAGAGCACCGUUAGUGCCGCCAUGGCGGCGGCCUCUCGAACCGCGUCGCUCAACGCAGAAACUCUCGCUGCAGCGCGAUGUGACUACAUCGAUGCCCUGCCACUGCCCAGCAUGACCUUCCAAGAGAUCUUCAACCGCUCGUGUCCGCCGCUCACCGCGCCCGCCGCGGCGUCUACCUCCGCAUCCGCGCUCGGCGCGCGCGCCCCGUCAGCGGAGAAGCGCGGCAUGUGGCAGGGGCCGGUUGAGUCGUUCCGCGCGCCCGCGGCGAGCAGCGCGGGGCGCGUCGACCCGUCGGCGGAGAGCAGGAAGGCUGAGAGCAGGCAAGCGGAGAGCAGGCAACCGAAGUGCGGGGUGCAGGAGAUGGAGGAGGAGUCCGUUGCGUGCUCUGGGUGGAGCAAUGGCGGUGGCGUUGCUAAUCACAGCAUCGUGAAUUGGAAUCAGAAGAACCAGGAUCUUGUCUCGAGUCAGGGCGUUUUUGCUGUAGCAGGAAACCAGGGGGCGGCGAACAUGCAUUUUCCUCCCUGCCCCGCUGUUUUGCCCGCCCAGCUGAGUCAGCAGCCGGCGUUGACGGUGCGUGGGGGGCUUGUUCCCUACGGCAGCAUUUUUGCAAGCCCCCCUGUCAUGUCGGUGGGCGGCAUGCACGCGCCUGGCAUGGCAGUGCCUUGGGGGUGUGGCGUACCAGUGCCGUGGGUGCAGGAGAGAACAGUGGAGCAGCAGGGGGCGAUGGUGCAGGCACUGCGGGAGAGCAGGGCGCAGCUGGUGCGCGAGCAGAUGGGCAGCAUUGGUAGCGCUGUGUCUGCUGGGAAUGCUUGGGCUGCUGAGACUGGUGGUGCUGCCGGGACUGCUGGGGCUGCUGGGUAUGCUGGUGCAGGGGUGUGGAGUGGUAGGUCCACGGAUGGGGCAAAUGCGGUGCAGGGUGGGGGAGCAGGCAUGGAGCAGGGUGCGGAGCAUGGUGAGCUGGACGCAGCAGCAAUCGAGCGCAUGCUGCAGCUCUCAGAAGCCCUGCUCAGUUCAGAGGACCCCCCUCCUCAUGGCCCUCACAUCCCCCAUGGACACAUGGACCCUCCCCCUCAUGGUGCCAAUGCCCCUCGUGGCAGUGUGGUCACUCACGCCUCUGAUGCGGCUCCAUUGGAGGAAGCCAGUGCGCUGCUGGCAUACGGUGAUUACCAGCGUCUGACCACCGGACUGCCUGAUGCCAUGCCCAGCUCCGAGCCUACUGCCGUGCCCCACUCGCGCUCCCUGCAUGUCUCUCUGCCUGGCUCUGUGCCGCACGCUGCUGCUGCUGUUGCUGCUUGUGAGCCUGUGUGCGGGCUUGCUGACCUGGUACCACCUGUGUCCUCCUCCCCCUUGUGCAUGGGAGGGGAGCUAACAGUGCCUGGCAGCCACUGCAUGCUGCCACCUGCAGUGCACAUGGCACCAUGUGAGCCGGCAACUUUUGAGUCGACUCAAAUGCCACCUGCAGUGUGCAUGGCGCCAUCUACAAACCCUUUCCUACGCGUGGCUCAACUAGCCAUCACUAGCAUACUCUCGCCGCGACCUACGCCGUCGCCGCCGUUCCCCCCCCCUCCCGCCGCGAUUACGCCUUCCUCGCCUGCGGAUUCCACCGCCGCGAGCGCAACGCCGCUGUCCCCUCCUCCCCCCCGCCGCGACCCCCUGUCGCCGCCUCCCCUUCUCGCCGCCGCGCCUGAUUCGGCGCCGCCUGCGCAUCCUGCCGCCGCGACGCUUCGUCGCCGCCUGCCCGCUGCCCGUCCCUCCGCCGCGACGUCACGUCGCCGCGUUCCCGCCGCCGCGCCUGCUACGGCGCCGCCUGCGCAUCCUGCCGCCGCGACGCCUCGUCGCCGCCUGCCCGUCCCUCCGCCGCGACGUCUCGUCGCCGCGUUCCCGCCGCCGCGCCUGCUUCGGCGCCGCCUGCGCAUCCUGCCGCCGCGACGCCUCGUCGCCGCCUGCCCGUCCCUCCGCCGCGACAUCUCGUCGCCGCGUUCCCGCCGCCGCGCCUGCUACGGCGCCGCCUGCGCAUCCUGCCGCCGCGACACCUCGUCGCCGCCUGCCCGUCCCUCCGCCGCGACGUCUCGUCGCCGCGUUCCUGCCGCCGCGCCUGCUUCGGCGCCGCCUGCGCAUCCCGCCGCCGCGACGCCUCGUCGCCGCCUGCCCGUCCCUCCGCCGCGACGUCACGUCGCCGCCUCCCCUUCCCGCCGCCGCGCCUGCUUCGGCGCCGUCUGCCCGUCCCGCCGCCGCGACAGCUCGUCGCCCCCUGCCCGUCCCGCCGCCGCGACCUAA